Messenger RNA from Anastrepha obliqua, 3270 nucleotides. RefSeq names its product putative mediator of RNA polymerase II transcription subunit 26. Gene Ontology annotation, molecular function: protein binding. The coding region runs from base 1 to 3270 and encodes 1089 amino acids. The record is from RefSeq and is a predicted model, not a curated record. Gene Ontology annotation, biological process: regulation of transcription by RNA polymerase II. Gene Ontology annotation, cellular component: nucleus. The transcript is spliced from 7 exons. NCBI's taxonomy places the organism in Eukaryota, Metazoa, Arthropoda, Insecta, Diptera, Tephritidae.
AUGGAUAUGGCCGCCAACGAAAUCAUGGCCGGCAAUGAGAUAAUGGCGCCCAAUGUCAAUGCCAAUUGCCAGUAUUCGACACGAUAUUGUUGGGAAGCAGAAAAAGUCAAAACAUUGAUCAGAUUACGUGCGGAACUCUCGCCGUUAUUCACAGGCAAACGUAAUGCCUCUAAAUAUGCAUGGGCGGUUGUCGAGCGCAAAUUGAAUGUUCCGCUGCCGCUUUCGAAGAUCAUAAAAAAAUGGAACAACCUGCUGCAGGAAUACAAGGCCAUCAAGAUGUCCGAGGAGCCAAAGCGUCGCGAAUGGCCUUUCUUCACACUCAUGGACGUCUAUUUCAGCGAUCAGGUCAAUGAUCCUUCGUUGCGUCUAUUUUCCUCUACCAAAACGCUGCGCGAGACCAUCGACGACAGCGUCUUCGAAGAGGAUCCCAUUAUUGUGUCCGCCAUUGAGGCAGCCACUUCGGGCGCUUACAUGGACAUUGACGAGCUGAUACGCCGUCAGAAAGAGCGCGCCGAGAAGAAGUAUGCGCUGGGUGGUGGCAGUAUUGGUGAUUACAAAUACGACAUCAAACCGAUGCUGCAGAACAGCAAAUUCAACAGUAACGACACGUUGAAGCUUUCGAAGAGCGUCGAUGAUCUGAGCAUGCAACAGUACAAAAUCAAGGACGAGCUCAUGCGCCAACACGAGCAAGAGCAGCAGGAAAACAUACUCAAGAUCAAACAGCAUGCGCGCCAACAGCAGCAACAAGCCCAACAACAGGCACAGCAGCAGGCACAACGCGAACGCGAGCGUGAACGUGAGCGUGAACAGCAAGCGCAACAGCAACAACAACGUUAUCUACAUGCUGCGGCUGGGCAACAACAAUUGCCGCCACCACCAUCACCACAUGCAGUACAUCGCUUGCCACAACAACCAACACCACCACCAGGGCUGCAACAUGCCUUGCAACAGCAACAUCAACAUUUGCUGCACCAACAUCAACAACAACAGCAGCAGCAGCAGCAGCAACAGCAGCAUCACCUCCAUCAUCAGCAGCAACAACGUCAGCAACAGUUGCAACAACAACAUCAACAACAACAACAGCAGCAGCCACAGCAAUUGUCGCCAUCCAUUGCACUGCCACCGCCACCCACACCGCCCACCACUGCCCAGCAAAUACAUAUCCAAACGGCCCAGCAUCAGGCUACCCAACAACAAUUGCACUUGCAACAACAACAGCAGCAGCACAAUCCACACCACCCACAGCAGCAACAACAGCCCUAUGCAGAUCCCAACACAAUCGAUCAGUACCUGCUGUCGUGGAACAAUUUCCAUGGCAAUAUGUGUCGCGGCUUCCACACGCUACAGAAGGACGAAAAGAUGGUGGAUGUGACGAUUGCUGCCGGUGGGAAAAUAUUCAAAGCACACAAACUCGUACUCUCGGUUUGUAGUCCAUACUUUCAACAAAUAUUCCUGGAGAACCCAUCAAGCCACCCUAUACUUUUAAUGGCCGAUGUAGAAGCACCGCACAUGGCUGGUCUACUGGAUUUCAUGUACAGUGGGCAGGUGAAUGUUAAAUAUGAGGACCUACCAGUUUUCCUAAAAGUAGCCGAAGCAAUGAAAAUCAAGGGACUACAUACAGAGAAAAACAUGAACGACGAUAAGGAUAAUGGCUCUCCACAUGAUGGGGACUCCUCGGCAACGCCAACCGGCUCCGGCACCCAAUGCCAUUUCGAUCGCGCCACACAUAGCGUUAACAUAACCGGUCACCCUUAUGGACAAUCUCCAUUACAACCACAACAACUGCUCCAACAGCCACCAGCACCACCCCCACCGCAGUCAGCCGCUCAGGCGGCACUUGAACAUAGCAUGAAUGGUACCGGCGGACCACUCUCACCCUCGCCCGGUUUUGGCAGCUUUCGUGAUCACAUCAAAACCAAAACCAGCUUCGCCGAAACAUUUAUGAAGAAUCUCAGUCGUAACAAUAAUAAUAAUAGCAGUAUCAAUAACUACAAUCACUUGGGCAAUUCAUUGCCGGAGUCGACCGCGGUGACCCGCAAGCCGGAUAAUUUCGCCAUUUUGCAAGCAAACAGCAAAAAGAUUUUGGACACGUCAAGGAAGCCACACAAAUACCUGGCGAAACGAAAGAUACUGAUGCAUUACAAUGAGGAAAUGAAUGAGAAGCGCCGAAAGGAGAUUGAAUGUUAUGGCAAUGAACCCGAUGCGAAUAGCAAUUCGGAAGUCACGCUGGUGGAGGACACAGCAACAGCACCGGAAUCCUUGGGUCUAACUUCAGUCGUCUCGGUGAGCACUGUGAGCAACAGCAGCAGCAAUAACUACAAAAUACGACUCAUGGAAAAACAUCAGAAUGAUACAGCCGCAGCAGCAGCAGCUGCAUCUGCAUCUGCUGCUGCCAUCGUCGUCGCGACUACAACCACAUCGAAGCACAAUAACAAUGAUAAAACAAAUAAUGAUAAGGAGUCACAUGCCCACAAAGAACCCACGCGGAUGGAAGAGGAAGCAACGGAAGCAUUGAAUCUCGUGCAAAAUAGUACCAACAUCAGUGGAGCCAACAAUGGACAGAAAACCGCAGCCGACACGGAUAUGCAUGCUAAGGAGUCGGCGCCUACUGUCGCCAUUACACCGCUAGUGCCGUUGAUCAAUAUCAAAGUGGAGCAACCGGAUUUGAGCUACAAUAUGGGAAACAAUACAGGCAGUGGUCUCAGCAGUGGAGCGAGCAGCAGCGCUUGCAGUAUUGGUGGCCGAAGCAGCACGAGCACCUCCGAUGAAGAUGAAUUAGAGCGAGAGCGUGAACGAGAACUCGAACGUACAUUGGAACGAGAGAGAGAGCAUGAAUGUGAGCGUGAACGUGAAAGAGAACGUACAAUAGACCGGGAACGCGAACGGGAACGGGAACGAGAUCACAGCCAAUAUCACGCUGAUUACAAUAAUGAUGAAAUUGAGAGAGAUUCAAAUAACAACAAUAGCAAGGACACGGCAAACUUAAAUAAGAAUGCGGCGCUCAUACAAGCGAUCACACGUAAUAUGGAGCAUCCAAAGAGCGACAACAACAACAACCACACGGAGCUCGAUCUGAGUAAUACACAUUUGGGGGGUUUGGGAUUAGUAACAGGCAUUGCCGACAAUGAUACCGUUAAAAAUAUAGCGACAGCUGAAAUUUUGUGCGGACUAAAGAGUAAAGUUUUCAAAAUGGAGAAAUUAGAUGAGGAGCGAGAACGAGAACAUGAAAAUUGUCGAAGCUUAAGUGAGAUAAAAAAUGCGGGCGAUUGA